AUGAUCUACGAGAUCCCGCGCCAUCUCGGGUCGUUCCAAGAACUCGCGUCACUCGUCAGGGUCAGCCGGCGCUUUUACGACAUCCUCAACCCAGUCCUCUACAAGCUCGAUUGCAAGACCGGCUCACCCACAGCGCUCUUUUGGGCAGCUAUGAUUGGAAACCUGCGAACUCUUGAGCUCUCCCAUGCUGCGGGUGCCAACCUGGAACAAGCGUGGACCUCUCGUCGGCCUUUG
Molecule: messenger RNA, 234 nt
Organism: Neurospora tetraspora
Lineage: Eukaryota; Fungi; Ascomycota; Sordariomycetes; Sordariales; Sordariaceae
Exons: 1
Source: RefSeq, a predicted model, not a curated record